GCUCCUACCUGAUGGUGAACUCCUCGCAGCACGCCCCGGGGCAGCGAGCCCACCUCCUCUUCCAGGCACUGAGCGAGAAUGACACCCACUGCCUCCAGUUCAGCUACUUCAUGUACAGCCGGGACGGCCAUAGCCCCGGCACCCUCAGUGCCUACGUGCGGGUGACGGGGGGCCCGGUGGGCAGCGCUGUCUGGAACGCCUCGGGCUCCCACGGCCGCCAGUGGCACCAGGCAGAGUUGGCUGUCAGCUUGUUCUGGCCCAGCGAGUACCAGGUCCUGUUUGAGGCGGUGGUGUCCAGCGAGCGCAGGGGUUAUCUUGGCUUGGAUGACAUUUUGCUCUUGAAUUAUCCAUGCUCGAAAGCGCCCCAUUUCUCACGCCUGGGCGACGUGGAGGUGAAUGCGGGGCAGAACGCCACCUUCCAGUGCGUGGCUGCCGGCAAGGCCGCCGAGGCCGAGCGGUUCCUCAUGCAGAGGCAGAGCGGCGAGGUGGUCCCUGCCACCUCGGUCAAGCACAUCAGCCACCGCCGCUUCCUGGCCACCUUCCAGCUGGACGAGGUGUCCAAGGAGGAGCAGGACCUCUACCGCUGUGUCACCCAGUCCAGCCGCGGCUCCGGCGUCUCCAACUUCGCCGAGCUCAUCGUGAAAGAGCCCCCCACGCCCAUCGCGCCCCCGCAGCUGCUCCGCGCCGGCUCCACCUACCUCAUCAUCCAGCUCAACACCAACUCCAUCAUCGGCGACGGCCCCAUCGUGCGCAAGGAGAUCGAGUACCGCAUGACCUCGGGGCCCUGGUCGGAGGUGCACGCUGUCAACAUGCAGACGUACAAGCUCUGGCACUUGGAUCCCGACACCGAGUACGAGAUCAGCGUCCUGCUCACCCGGCCCGGCGAGGGGGGCACGGGCAAACCGGGACCACCCCUCAUCAGCCGCACCAAGUGUGCAGAGCCCAUGCGGGCCCCCAAAGGCUUGGCUUUCUCCGAAAUCCAGUCGAGGCAGCUGACGCUGCAGUGGGAGCCACUGGGUUACAACCUGACCCGCUGUCACACCUACACCGUCUCGCUCUGCUACCGCUACUUUGUGGGCACCGGCCACAACCAGACCUUCCGGGAGUGCGUGAAGAUGGAGCGCAACGCCAACCGCUACACCGUCAAAAACCUGCUGCCCUACAAGAACAUCCACGUCAAGCUCAUCCUCUCCAACCCCGAGGGCCGCAAGGAGGGCAAGGAGGUGAUCUUCCAGACAGAUGAGGAUG
Messenger RNA from Mesitornis unicolor (brown roatelo), 1248 nucleotides. RefSeq names its product receptor-type tyrosine-protein phosphatase U-like. The transcript is spliced from 6 exons. Gene Ontology annotation, molecular function: protein binding. Gene Ontology annotation, cellular component: membrane. NCBI's taxonomy places the organism in Eukaryota, Metazoa, Chordata, Aves, Mesitornithiformes, Mesitornithidae. The record is from RefSeq and is a predicted model, not a curated record. The annotation marks the transcript as partial.